Messenger RNA from Leptinotarsa decemlineata (Colorado potato beetle), 3628 nucleotides. RefSeq lists its product as uncharacterized. The record is from RefSeq and is a predicted model, not a curated record. Lineage: Eukaryota; Metazoa; Arthropoda; Insecta; Coleoptera; Chrysomelidae.
UAGUAUAGUAACAACGAAAGUAAUCAUCAAUUUAACUCAUAAAGAUCCUAAAAAGUUUCUAGACGAUGUUUUUCCAUUAUUCAAACGUGAGAUUUCCAAAAUUUUGAAACAAAUGUCAUGCCUCAAAGUUAAUUUUACUUUAUCAGGGGAUUUUAUUAAAGAAUCAAAUGAUGGGGAAAUUGUUGAUCGCAAAUAUUUCAGUACGCCAAAUAAAGUUAUCGAUUCAAGCACUGACUUGGCUGCUUGGUACAAUGAAAACGCUGUGGAUGUUACAUUGAAUGAAUUAGUCGAAUUCGAAGAGCAACAGUCGAGGUGGGCUUUGAGUAAAAUUCUUUUGUUGAAAGUAGCAAUUAAUAAAUAUGUGAUUGGUAACGGUUCUUCUUUCAUUCCACUGCCGCAAGAAAUCGCAAGAAAGCAGGCAUGCAUUAAUGUACGAAACGAUGACGAAAUGUGCUUCUAUUGGAGUAUUAUUAGCGCCUUGUAUCCUGUAGCGAAACAUCCACAAAGAGUGUCAAAAUAUCCACACUAUUCUACAGUUUUGAAUACUACAUGGCUGAAUACUCCAAUGGAUUUACAUCAAAUUUCCAAAUUUGAGAAACUUAAUGAUAUUUCUGUGAAUGUUUACACUUUGGAAUUAAAUCAAGCAGAAGAAAAAUCAUUUUUUGUAGUGGUACCUGCCAGACUCACGACAACAAAACGAGGCAGACAUGUUAAUCUGUUAUUAAUUCAAGACAAAUAUUUUCCAAAACUGAAUGAUUAUGAGGCUCCAACCAUUAAUGACGAUGACGAGACUGAAAUUAAAUUCCAUUAUUGUUGGAUCAAAGACAUGUCUCGAUUAUUAAGUAGACAACUGGACAAAAAUUGCAAGAAAAAAAUCUUUUGUGAUAGAUACCUUAAUUAUUUUUCAAGUCAGCAAAAAUUAAAUGAUCAUACUGUUUUGUGCGAAAAAGUGAAUGAUUGUAAAAUUUUCUUUCCUAUAUCCGGUUAUGUGGAAUUUCGAAAUUAUGUUCAUAAACAAAAAUGUCCGUUUAUAAUUUUUGCUGAUUUCGAGUCACUGUUGGGAAAUGUAAUGAAAGCAUAUCUAACAAAACUACAAAAUACCAAAAACAUAUACCUUUCAGUGCAGGCUACUACUUCAAGUGUUCCUAUGACGACAGUCUCUCUCAUUUCAAAAGCUUUCGAGGUGAAGACUGUAUGAAAUGGUUUGCCGAUGAGUUGUCUGAUAUUGCAGAAUUUGUUGAAUCUAAAAUUAGGAAUAUUGAGCCGAUGACAGUGCCUUUGAAUAAUAUCGGUGCUGCAAUGACUUGUCAUAUUUGCGAAAAACCCUUCGCCCCCAAAGAUGUUAUCGUGUACGAUCACGAUCACUAUACAUGGGCGUUCCGCGGUUUUGCCCACCAAGCCCCCUGUAAUGUCAACUUUCGAAAAUUAUUCGUGGUAACCAUUACUUUUCAUAAUCUUUCAGGAUACGACAGUCACUUCAUUAUCAGAGAUAUCGCAAAAAAAGGUUGUGUGAGCAUACUUCCCUCAAAUGAAGAAAAAUACAUUUUCUUUACACAGAAGGAUGCUGAAACUAAACUUAAAUUUCGAUUUAUAGAUUCUUUUCGAUUCAUGGGAACAUCGUUGGAUGAAUUAGUAUCCACAUUGGAUCAAAUUUGGAAAUUAAAAAAAUGAAUUUAAUCAUUUAGAUGAGGAGAAAUUUGCUCUUCUCACCAGGAAGGGAGUAUUUCCGUAUGAAUAUAUAGAUAGCAUGGAAAAAUUGAACAUCACCGAGUUAUCAUCACGAGAAGAAUUCUAUAAUAAAUUGAAUGAUGAAUACAUAACAGAAGAGAAAUAUACUCACGCACAAAAUGUUUGGGUAUCAUUCGAAAUUACAAAUUUGGGAUCGUAUGCGGACCUAUAUUUGACAACAGAUAUUUCAUUACCGGCAGACGUUUUUGAGAAUUUCCGUCAAAGAAGCAUGGCAAAUUAAAGGUUGGACCCCGCAUGGUAUUAUACUAUGCCUGGUUACACGUGGGAUGCCAUGUUGAAGUAUACGAAGUGUAAAUUACAGAUUCUAAAAGACAUUGACAUGAUUAUGUUUGUAGAAAAGGGGAUAAGGGGCGGAAUAUCGGUUUGUUCAAAUAGAUAUUCUGAAGCAAAUAAUAAAUAUAUGGAAGCAUACAAUCUCGAAAAACCUCCGAAAUAUCUUUUAUAUUCAGACGUCAAUAAUUUAUAUGGAUUGGCAAUGUCAGAAUUUUUACCUCACGACGUUUUUCACUGGGUGGAAAAUUUUGACAAAGAUGUAACUGAAAUUCCUGACAAUUCUUCAGAAGGCUACAUAUUGGAAGUUGAUUUGGAAUACCCUGAGAGAUUACAUGAUUCGUAUAAAGCUUUUCGGUUUUGUCCAGAGCAUCAGGCACCACCAAAUUCCAAACAAAAAAAUUAAUGGGUACCCUGUAUAAUAAAAAUAAAUAUAUUUUGCAUUAUCGCAACUUGAAACAAGCAUUGAAAAACGAUUUGAUUCUAACCAAAAUUCAUCGGGUUGAGAAAUUCAAACAAUCUGCAUGGCUGCGUCCCUAUAUCGAGUUGAAUACUCGUCUAAGGGCUGCAGCCACCAGUUCUUUUGGCAAAAACUAAUGAUUAAUGCUGUUUUUGGAAACACGAUGGAAAACAUUCGGUUACACAGGGUGGUCAAACUUAUGAAUUCCUGGAACGGUCCUUAUGGCGCCAAAAAUUCAAUUGCGAGCCCUCGAUUUCAGAGUCGAACCGUUUUCGAUACAGACUUGGUGGUUAUUGAAUUGAAAAAGACUGAAUUUGUUUUCAAUAAACCUCUGUACAUCGGAAUGGCAAUUUUAGAUAUUUCAAAAACAUGCAUGUUUGAUUUCCAUUACGAUUUCAUGGUGCCCACUGUAGGUAUAGAAAAUUGCAAGUUGAUGUAUACAGAUACAGAUACAGAUAGCUUCAUCUACGAAAUAAUGUGUGAAGAUGUCUAUCAAAAACUCAUCAAAAAUAACCUAUCAAAAUUCGAUACUUUCGAAUAUUCGUCCGAUAAUAAGUUUCAAAUUCCACUUGUGAAUAAAAAAAUUCCUGGGUUAAUGAAAGAUGAAGCAAAUGGUAAAAUCAUCACGCACUUUGCAGGGUUGCGUUCCAAAAUGUACACCUACAAAGUGCAGGGUGGAAAAGUUAUCAAAAAAUCAAAGGGAAUUCGAUAUAAUGUAGUCAAAAAUAGAAUUGAUUUCAAAGAUUAUAUCGAUUGUCUCAUAAAUUCUAAAGAAAAAAUUUGUGAGCAGUUUACUAUUCGAUCAUACGCUCACAACGUUUUCAGUAUCAAGCAGAUGAAAAUAGGCUUGAGUCCACACGACGAUAAACGAAAAUUAAUCCCCAAAUCAUCUGACACUUUACCUUGGGGGACUAUAACUUGAAAUGGGGUUAUCAUUUGAAUUUUAUUUCUGUUGAUGUGGUUAAUUGAUAUAUUCUGUCUUUGUUUGAAUAUGAACUGAUAGGUGUGUGUUACUCUGAGAAUUUUCAACAGCGGUAGGAGACCACCAACUUUUCAAGAAUUGACUGCAGACAGAAAUAUGUUUGAGUAUUUCAGUUUUUGUAUUUAUUAUUGUACAUGUACACGUUGAUAUAAUUCGAAUGAAAUAUA